Messenger RNA from Triticum dicoccoides, 1361 nucleotides. RefSeq lists its product as uncharacterized. Lineage: Eukaryota; Viridiplantae; Streptophyta; Magnoliopsida; Poales; Poaceae. Bases 127 to 984 code for a protein of 285 amino acids. The record is from RefSeq and is a predicted model, not a curated record. The transcript has 2 exons.
UGCCCCCCUCGUCCUCUUUUCACCUUCUGCCAUCGCUCGCCUCCUCCAAAAGCUCCAACCUUUCUCUGCUCAUCUGCUCUCCUUCACCUCCGGCCGGCAUCAGAGCGAGAGAGAGAGCGAGCGACCAUGGCGGCAAAGGGGAGCAAGAAGGACAUCGACUCCGUCCUCAUGCAGGCCAUGCUGGCCGCCAAGACGGUGCGCGCCCAGCGCGACCGCCUCCUGCAGCUCCAGCAGCGCCUGCAGGAGCUCCAGGCCGACGCCGCCCCUGCCGACGCGGAGGCGGACGCCGACGCCAAGCUCAGGGAGCUCGCCUCCAACCUCUUCAAGGUCUACUACAUCGGCCUGGAGGCCGGCGCCCGCAUCCUCACGACCUGCAUCCACCUCGCCGCGGAGAAGCGCAUCCUCUUCUCCCCGCCCAACCUGGCUUUCGCAGUCAUGCCCGACGAGCAGCUCCACGACGCGCUGCUCGCGCAGCAGUUCCCGGCCCGCCCCAGGUCCCAGGCCCAGGCCAUCGACCGCGUCAUGGCCGCCGUCCUGGCCAUCAAGCUGCUGGAGGAGCACCUCCUCCCGCGCUGCGUCGAGUGCCUCAUCGGCGGCGAGGCCCCCGUCCCCGGCAAGACCCCCGACUCCUCCUCGCCCGACAGCAGCCCCGACAGGGACGACGACCCGGUCGCCGCCGCCUCGGAGGCCCUCGCCAAGGCCGACCUCUCCGACGACCCGGACGCCACGGCCGCCGCCAAGUCCGUCUCCACCAAGCCCCGUCAGGGUCAGGCAGCCAGAGGCGGCGGCGGCGGCGACGUGAACAAGUCGCUCGACUACCUGUACCGCGCAAACAGGAUCGCGGGCCUCGCCGUGAAGCACAUCGACGUCGCCGUCGCCGUCCUCUCCCGCUUCAUGGACCCCAAGAGGCUCGCCAGCCUCGCCGAGUUCUGCGACGACCACGCCUACAUCUCCGAGGAGGGAUUCUAUCUAGCAUCCGAUUGACUACUUCACCUCAUCGAUCAAGCCAUGCUCUCCUUAUCGGUCUUCUCUUUAAUUUACCAUCCAUCCAGACAUAUAUGUGGUUUCAGUUCAGUUUGGUCAGAUUUAUCUGCUGCCAUGCUCUUCUAUUUGUGCUCGAUUAAUUCCUGGACGGCCGGGGCUAUCUAUCUUAGCUUCAUCAGAUCAAUUAGUAAUCAAUGUAGUAUGGUGAUCAUGUUGAUUUGCAUCUGAUCUUAUCUGUGGGACAAAUGAUUGAAUCGAAUCUCAGGAGCUAUCUUAGUUAGCUUCAUGUAUUGUAGUAGUUCGAAUGUCGUUGCUGCAUCUUGUUUGUGGACGAUGGAAUCGAAUCGCAUGACAAAAUUGGGAUUUUGGACGUGUUA